AUGAAUGAAAUUAUUUAUGAUAAAGUACUAGAAAGUGCUGGACGUAGUCAGAUUCUCGUUUUUGUUCAUUCACGUAAAGAAACGGCAAAAACAGCAAAAGCUAUCCGUGAUGCUUGCAUAGAAAGAGAUUCAAUAAGUAAAUUUCUUCGUGAAGGAAGUGCUUCUACAGAAGUUUUGCGCACUGAAGCUGAACAGGCUAAAAAUAUGGAUUUGAAAGAUUUACUCCCUUAUGGUUUUGCUAUUCACCAUGCUGGAAUGAAUAGAUUGGAUAGAUCUUUGGUAGAAGACCUUUUUGCUGAUAAACAUAUUCAGGUUCUUGUUUCAACAGCAACUUUAGCCUGGGGUGUAAAUUUACCAGCACAAACAGUCAUCAUAAAAGGAACACAAGUUUAUAACCCACAAAAAGGUUGUUGGACAGAAAUUGGUCCAUUAGAUAUAAUGCAAAUGAUGGGAAGAGCUGGUCGUCCUCAACACAAUGCUUUGGGAAAAGGAAUUUUGAUAACACAUAAUACUGAACUUCAAUAUUAUUUGUCACUUAUGAAUCAGCAGCUUCCAAUUGAAAGUCAAAUGAUUGCAAAAUUGCCAGAUACAUUAAAUGCUGAAGUUGUUCUUGGAACAGUUACAAAUGUUACGGAGGCAAUGGAAUGGUUAACUUAUACAUAUUUAUAUGUUAGAUUGUGUAAAGCACCAGCACUUUAUGGGAUUCAAGUUGAUGAAAAUGAUAAACUUUUGGAAAAACCUCGUGCUGAUUUGGUCCACACUGCUUGUUUAUUACUUGAUAAAGGAAAUUUGAUUCGUUAUGAUAGAAAAACUGGUUUAAUACAGGCGCAAGAAUUGGGGCGUAUAGCUUCACAUUAUUAUUGCACAUAUGAAAGUAUGGAUACUUACAAUAAAUUGUUGAAAGAUACAUGUACUGAAAUUGAUUUAUUCCGAAUAUUUUCACUUUCUUCUGAAUUUAAACAAAUUCAUGUACGUGAAGAAGAAAAAUUGGAAUUACAAAAAUUGGCUGAAACAGUCCCAAUUCCAAUAAAAGAAUCGCUUGAUGAGCCUAGUGCUAAAGUUAAUGUGCUUUUACAGGCUUACAUUUCUCAACUUAAAUUGGAAGGAUUUGCUCUUCAAAGCGAUAUGGUAUUUAUCUCGCAAUCUGCUGGUCGUUUGUUUAGAGCACUUUUCGAAAUUGUUUUAUGGAGAGGAUGGGCACAACUUGCUUUGAAAAUUUUGGGAUUAUGUAAAAUGGUUAAUGCAAGACAAUGGCAAUCACUUAAUCCUUUACAUCAAUUCAAAAAAUUACCAACAGAAGUUGUUCGAACUUUAGAUAAAAAGAAUUUGCCAUUUGAUCGCCUUUAUGAUUUGGAUGUUCAUCAAUUGGGAGAAUUACUUCGUGUACCAAAAAUGGGAAAACCUUUAUAUAAAUUUAUUAGACAGAUUCCCAAAUUGGAUAUGACAACAUUAAUAUUGCCAAUAACGCGUUCUACACUUCGUGUUGAAUUAACAAUAACACCAGAUUUUCAAUGGGAUGAAAAAAUUCAUGGAAGUUCUGAAGGUUUUUGGAUAUUUGUUGAAGAUGUUAAUGGAGAAAUUAUAUUGCAUCAUGAAUAUUUUCUUCUUAAACAAAAAUAUUGCACAGAAGAGCAUAUUGUCAAAAUGUUUGUUCCAGUUUUUGAUCCUCUCCCUCCCCUCUAUUUUAUUCGAAUUGUUUCUGAUCGUUGGUUAGGAAGUGAAACUGUUUUACCAGUCUCUUUCCGCCAUUUAAUUUUGCCAGAAAAGUAUCCACCACCAACAGAAUUGUUAGAUUUGCAACCUUUACCAAUUUCUGCUUUAAAUAAUCCACAAUUUGAACAAAUAUUUGAAAAACGUGGAAUUCAUUAUUUUAAUCCAAUUCAAACACAAGUUUUUCGUACCUGUUAUGAAACAAACGAAAAUGUUUUUAUUGGAGCACCAAAUGGUAGUGGAAAAAGUGUUUGUGCUGAAUUUGCAUUACUUCGACAUUUUGAAAAUAAUCCAAAUGGUAAAGCUGUUUAUUGUACGAGUUUAGAUGAUUUGGCUAAAAAUGUAAGAGAGAAAUGA
Molecule: messenger RNA, 2067 nt
Organism: Meloidogyne enterolobii
Lineage: Eukaryota; Metazoa; Nematoda; Chromadorea; Rhabditida; Meloidogynidae
Source: the annotation of a GenBank genome assembly